Messenger RNA from Fusarium tjaetaba, 1047 nucleotides. Its product is annotated as gluconate 5-dehydrogenase. Gene Ontology annotation, molecular function: oxidoreductase activity, acting on NAD(P)H, oxygen as acceptor. Lineage: Eukaryota; Fungi; Ascomycota; Sordariomycetes; Hypocreales; Nectriaceae. The transcript has 5 exons. Gene Ontology annotation, cellular component: intracellular anatomical structure. The coding region runs from base 1 to 1047 and encodes 348 amino acids. The record is from RefSeq and is a predicted model, not a curated record.
AUGUCUUUUGCACCUGCUCUGCGCCUUUGUGCGCGCCGGAUUGCCUCCCCGGCUCUGGUCCGCCCUUCUAUUACGUUUGCUGGUGCAAGAAAGCUUCACAGUGGCCCUCCUCGCCAGGAUAAGCCAGGAAAAUACGCCCAAACUGACCCCCAGAUCGAGGUCGAAUACCCAGAAGACCAUGAGCUCCCUAGCAGUGAGCCUGUUGCUGGCACUGGUGGCCAGUACGUGAAGCCCACACUUCCUACAUUUUCCCUUGAUGGUCACGUCGGUAUCGUCACUGGUGGUGCCCGUGGUUUGGGUCUUGUCAUGGGCCAGGGAAUGGUCUUUUCUGGCUCUCACCUUGCUCUUGUUGACAUGAACAAGGAAGAAGCUGAAAAGCAGACAAGUCUUCUUAUUGAAGCCUUCAAGAAGGAGAACCCUCGAGCUCGACGAACACCCAAGGUCACAGCCCACUAUGCCGAUGUUUCUGACCCUGAGUCUGUUGAGGCGUGUGUCGCUGAGGUCGUCAAGGAGCAUGGCAAAAUCGACAACCUGGUCACUUCAGCUGGCUUCACUGAGAACUUCGAAGCCGUGAACUACCCCAUCGACCGUCUUCGAAAGCUUUGGGCUGUCAACGUUGACGGCACUUACCUCUUUGCGACCUCAGUUGCUCGCCACCUGAUGGAGCGGAAGGCCCCAGGAAGCAUUGUCAUGAUCGGUAGCAUGUCCGGUGCCAUUGUAAAUGUCCCUCAGCCCCAGGCUCCCUACAACGCUGCCAAGGCCGGUGUUCGGCACCUUGCCGCAUCUCUCGCCGUUGAAUGGGCUCAUGCCAACAUUCGAGUCAACUGCAUCUCUCCUGGAUACAUGCUUACUGCUCUUUACCACAGCACCCAGAAGAUCCUUGAUGACAACCCGGAUCUCAAAGCGAAGUGGACUUCUCUCAUCCCUCAGGGCAAGAUGGGCCAGCCUCAAGAUCUCAUGGGCCCUGUUGCUUUCCUGCUUUCUGAUGCCUCCUCCUAUGUCACUGGCGCUGAUAUCCGAGUUGACGGCGGUUACACAGUAACUUAG